Molecule: messenger RNA, 3667 nt
Organism: Odocoileus virginianus texanus
Lineage: Eukaryota; Metazoa; Chordata; Mammalia; Artiodactyla; Cervidae
Gene: LIPG
Product: lipase G, endothelial type
Biological process (GO): fatty acid biosynthetic process; triglyceride catabolic process
Molecular function (GO): protein binding; lipoprotein lipase activity
Source: RefSeq, a predicted model, not a curated record
CUUUCAUUCAAACUUUGGGGAGUCUGGUUCUGGCGUCAGCGAAGGUGUGACCAAUCAGAGUCCGGGAACGGGAAUAAAUUAUGCAAAUCACCAUCUGGCGAUGGAUCAGAUGACUCCCAAUACUUUUAAAAAGUACCUCGCCGGGAGCUCGCUGGGUGACAGUGGCGAGCCCUGGCUUCCUGGGCUGGCGCACGAGAGAGGGCAGAUCUGGUUCUGGUUCAAGCCCCUUCACAUUCCCCCCACCAUCCGGCGGCUGAGUUUAGCCGAGUUUUCAUCUUACCCCUUCUCCACCUUCAGCUGUCUAAGGCCACCGCGCUCUCUGCUGGAGAGAGGGCUGCCCACUUGGGGUCUUACAGGCUUGGCCCGCUGGAAACUUCGAGAGGUGUUUUUGUCUUCUUCUUCUUUUUUUUUUUUAGUCUUUUUAAAAGUCCCAUUUUGGAGAAGGGGGUGCGGGGAGGGGGCGGUGAGGAUGAGAAACACCGUUCUUCAGUUCUGCCUGUGGAGCGCCUAUUGUUGCUUUGCCACGGGAGACCCCACACCCCGUGGUCCGGAGGGACGGCUGCAAGAUGAGUUCGACAAAUCCAGGGUGGUACCAACUGCCUCCAAACCCCCUGUGAGAUUUAACCUCCGCACCUCGGAGGACCCAGAGCAUGAAGGAUGCGAUCUCUCCCUUGGCCACAGCCAGCCCUUAGAGGACUGUGGCUUCAACGUGACAGCCAAGACCUUUUUCAUCAUUCACGGAUGGACGAUGAGCGGCAUGUUUGAAAACUGGCUGUACAAACUGGUGUCAGCCCUGCAGACGAGAGAGAAAGGAUCCAACGUCGUGGUGGUGGACUGGCUCCCGCUGGCUCACCAGCUUUACAUAGAUGCGGUCAAUAACACAAGGCAUGUGGGACUCAGCAUCGCCAAGAUGCUCGACUGGCUGCAGGGGAAGGAGGACUUUUCUCUCGGGAAUGUUCACUUGAUCGGCUACAGCCUCGGAGCUCACGUGGCCGGGUACGCGGGCAACUUCGUGGAAGGCACGGUGGGCAGAAUCACGGGUUUGGAUCCUGCUGGGCCCUUGUUUGAAGGGGCGGACAUCCACAAGAGGCUGUCUCCUGACGACGCAGACUUCGUGGAUGUCCUGCAUACCUACACGCGUUCCUUUGGCUUGAGCAUCGGCAUUCAGAUGCCUGUAGGUCAUAUUGACAUCUACCCCAAUGGGGGUGACUUCCAGCCGGGCUGUGGACUCAACGAUGUCUUGGGGUCGAUUGCAUAUGGAACGAUCGCAGAGGUGCUGAAAUGUGAGCACGAGCGGGCAGUACACCUUUUUGUCGACUCUCUGGUGAAUCAGGACAAGCCAAGCUUUGCAUUCCAGUGCACGGACUCCAACCGCUUCAAAAAGGGAAUCUGUCUCAGUUGCCGGAAGAACCGUUGUAAUAGCAUUGGCUACAAUGCGAAGAAAACAAGGAACAAGAGGAACAGCAAAAUGUACCUAAAAACCCGGGCGGGCAUGCCUUUCAGAGUUUAUCAUUAUCAGAUGAAAAUCCAUGUCUUCAGCUACAAGAACUCGGGAGAAAUGGAACCCACCUUUUAUGUCACCCUUUAUGGCACCAAUGCCGAAUCCCAGGUUCUGCCUUUGGAAAUGGUGGAGCAGAUCGGGCUGAAUGCCACCAACACCUUCCUGGUCUACACCGAGGAGGACUUGGGAGACCUCCUGAAGAUCAAACUUACGUGGGAGGGCAAGUCUCAGUCCUGGUACAACCUGUGGAAGGAGCUUCGCAGCUACCUGACUCAGCCUCGCAGCUCCAAGCAGGAGCUGCAUGUCAGACGCAUCCGGGUCAAGUCUGGGGAAACGCAGCGGAGAUUGACUUUUUGUGCAGAAGAUCUUGAGAACACUCUUAUAUCGCCUGGCCAAGAGCUCUGGUUUCACAAGUGUCGGGAUGGCUGGAGAAUGAAAAAUGAAACCAGUCCAACUGUGGAGCAUCUCUGAGGGCCCGCCACCCACCCGACUUCCAAGCACGUGGAGGGACGUUACAGCAGAAGAGCCGCCUGAUGGUAGGACCCGGCUUGGCCCUGUCCCUGGAGCCCUGGGAGGAGCCCGCCCGCGGGGCCAGCUCUGUGCCUCCCGGGAAGGCUGGGGCUUCUCACCGGAGGGGACCGCACACCGCCCUGUCUGCUGGCCCCGCUGCUGCUCUUGGACUGCUCUCUCUCCAGGUCUGUGAGCAGAGGGCCGGUGCCCCAACCUCUGCGCCCACCAGGCUGGUUUCUCAGUGACUGCAUGAGCCUGUGUUUCGCCUGAUGAGGGUCACGGGCUCUGAGCAUCUCUGUGUGGAAGGCUGUCCGCUGCCUGACCUCAGCCUGACUUGAGUGAGAGGUCUUUCUGCUGGAAGCUGGCUGGUGUCAGGACCUGGGACCUUGUUCGCUGAGGGAGGGGAGAGUAGGUCUGGGAGCUGCAGAGCCUCUCACUCUUGGGGUUUGAUGGGUAACUAGUCACAUGUCCCAGUUAUAUUUUAUUCCGUCCUGCUCCCCAGCUUCCUUCCUAAAGCACACAUCAUUGGCAUUCUUAUUUUUUCCAUUGCUCAUUUUUUAACUGGACAAAUAUUUGCUAAGCACUGAUAGUUAGCAAGUGGCAAUAGACACCUUAGUAAAUUUCUGCAGAGCCUCUCCUCAUUUGAAGCCUAAUGGGUUUGGGAUGUCUAGACUUCCUUCCAGUUUAGAUGAUCCAUGACUACGCACGAGGGGCACUGAGGGUUUAUAGGAUCUAAGAGUUGGGGACCCUGAGGCUUCAAGUGGUUUCUACCUAUUUCUUCUUCAUGGACAUGCAUCCUCCUUCAGAGUGACAUCUUUGGUCACCAGCAGAGUGUCACCAUGUGUCUUGGGGACAGAAUGGUGACCAAUUGCUGGAUACGAUUGGCAAAAUCUCUUCUGUGUAGGAAGAUGGGAAGGGAUUACACAUGUCUGUUCAUAUGCAGACCAGCACACAGCAGAUGCCAAGAUGUGAUUAAUGCCAUCCUUGUUCCUUCUUGAAUUAUCUGGUCCAAACACCAAGUUCGGCCCUUUCUGUGCCGAACUUCUUUGAAAAGCCCCCACUUCUAGAUCUUGAUCUGAAUGAAUAUACAUGAUAUCUGAGGAACCCUUUUGUAAUUUUCAAAAGAUUUAAACAUGCAUGACUUAAUUACAGACUCAUAACAGAAGGUGAGCAGGGCAGCUACUAUUAUCUCUAUGUUACAAAACCAAGGCUUAGCGAGGUUCAGCCACGGGCCUAGAAUUAUAUAUCAGGUUGAUAGUGGAGCCCGGUGAAGACCCAGACUUCCUGGAGCCAAAGCCUGUGGUAUGCACAUCUCUACAACUUCACCAGUUUUCCUACAGCCAUUUCCUACCAACAUGCCCCAGACAUGACAAGGAAGGUUUUUCAGAGCCAUCCAUGAAACCCUAAACCCUUUUAUUAAUAGAGAACUGGGAGGACAACUGUGCCAAGCGGUUGGGAUUUUUAUGGAUGAAUAUUAUUUGGAAGGCGUUGUGAUGGCAGGUGGGGUUGGGGGGAGAGCUAUUUUCUCUGUAAUUAGGUUUUUAAGUGUUAGUGUUAGUUGCUGAGUCGUGUCCGACUCUUUGUGACUCCAUGGACUGUAGCCCGCCAGGCUCCUCUGUCCAUGGGAUUCUCCAGGCAAGAAUACUGGAGUGGGUU